UAAACGAUAAAUUGUGCAUGAGAAGAGAUGAAUUAGACUACUUUAGAAUGAUUUGGAUGUCAUUUUAAUAUUUUGAGAUAUCAAAUUCAUGAAAUCAUUUUUCUUCCUCAAUCUACCAAUGGUUGGUCAUCAAAUUUGCUGCCAUAAAUAACUCCUUCCUUGUGUUGAAAAAAUGAAGGCAGCUUGGUUAUAAAUUGAACCUACAGCUCUUUACACAACCACGGUGAAGGAUGUUGCUAGGCAACCAGCACAGUACACUGAGAUGGCUUGAGUAAUGCAUGAAGGCUCAAGCUGGACAAUUAGAUGUCUCUGAAGGCAGUGUUUGGUACAUCCGGGUCCCUGUUGAACAGUGGUCUGGCUAUGAUCCCCGUCACUGGACUAUCCUCCCCAAACACCCACUCCAAUCCAACUCGACCACUAUCUAAACUCAAUUACACAACUCUGCACCCCACCGACGGCCAUGACUCCCCUGCCAGGUCACCCUCGAACCGGUCCCCCAGCCCCGUCCACAGCGCCCUCUCCCCAGCCAUCAAACCGCCCCUCAGAUCCGCCAGCUCCCCGCAGCUGCACCGGGUGUCCAAGGGUGACCUGCGAGAUCUGCUGUUCCUGACACCGUCCUUUCCGCUCAAAGGCAUCUUUGAUAUAGGCAAUGGUCAUUUUGAUGUGGUCCUGGAGGAGAAACAGAUCAGCUGGACACCGCUGAGUAGGUCUAGUCAUGCCAAAGGAGAGCAGUACCCCAAGGUAAUCAAGGCGCGAGACAUCUUUGCUGUCCAGAUCCAGAGGAUACAGAGGGCGGGGCAGGAGUCUGGGGGUCAUCCCAAGGGCGUGUCCAUCUUUGUGGUACGUCCUAAGAAGGGCGUGGCCAAUGGGAUCACCUGGGAGGAGAUCACGCUGGAGUCGACCAAUGAGGGAUGCUGCCAAGAAUGGUUUCAAGCUCUCAUGAAAAUACUCAAUGCAUUCACAGAGAGGCCAAAGAGAUUGAAGAUCUUUGUGGAUUCCUUGAGAUCGGAUAAGGCCAAACAGGUCUAUGACAACAAAGUAAGGAUGCUGUUUCACUAUGCUAGGAUGAAGACAGAUAUUGUGGAGGUGAGCCAUCAGCAUCAAGUACAGGAUGCAAUAGAUGCUAUGGAUUUUAACGAUGUUGAUGGGGCAGUAUGUAUUGGAGGGGAUACACUCACCAAUCAAGCAGUGCAUGGUUUGCUACAGAGAGCUCAGAGGGAUGCAGGUAUAGAAAUAUCACCGGACACCCCUAUGGCUAAAUGUAGGAUCCCACUUGGCAUUAUACCAACAGGGUUGUUCAACAUUGUAGCUCACUCUACACAGGGUAUCAGCAGUACAGUGACUGCCACACUUCACAUCAUACUGGGCCAUCUACAACCUGUCGAUGUGUGUUCCAUGUACACAGAGGAAGGUUUUCUUCGAUUUGGUUUCUCUGUCAUGUAUGGAUUUGGUAGCGAUUGUUUGAGGCGAGCCGUCAAAUCACAACAUGUCCUGAAAUCCAAAUCAGCGGAGUAUGCUAUGGCUAAGAGUCUAGUCAAACUUAGAUCGUACGAGUGUGAAGUGAGUUAUAUUCCCUUGGAUAAACAAAAUACCAAAGCUACAGAAAAGGACACAACCACUUGUAUGAAAGGGUGCAAGGUUUGUGGCCACGCCCCUGAUCUGACCCACCUGGUCCACUCCACCCCACUCCCUCUCCGCCCAAAGGACAGCCCCCUGGCCCUCCGCAAGCUCAGCACCCACCGACCUUCCCUCGGGGCGCCGCUGGGGGCCAAUCCCAACACCAAUCCUCGGUCCAGUCCCAACUCCAGCCCAAUGCCGACCAGACGUAGCAUGGGAGCAUCCGUCCCUUCUCUUCCGAUGAUCGCAUGGAGCGUGGAGUCCGUACAGAGCUCGUCUGAGGAGUGUUUAGUGACGCCAAAGAAGAAGAGUAGCAGAGACAUUGUCAAAUCCAUUUUUAAGAGAGGUUAUGAGUCGUCAUCCUCCUCUGCCCCCAACUCCAGACCCAGUAGUGCAGCAUGGGGGGAUAAAGACACCCCUCAAACGGGCGUGACUGGUAUCCAGAGGGGCGCUGAUACCACACAGAGGAACCUCAGGAAUGCCUUCACCAUUGGAGCUGGCGACCAAUCAUUAGGAAUACCCACCGUUCACGUGACCCAUGAUUUGGGGUCUAAGAGUGACAUAGCUUGUGCUCAGAAAGGCAUUGGUAUACUUCCCACUACUGACUCGAAUCAUUCACCUCGAUCUGGUGUGGAAUGGCUGAAGUUUCAGGAUUCCUUCAUCAGCAUCGGCAUCGUCACCUUGCCCAACCGAAGCCAGCUGGUUCCCCGUGGUCUCGCUCCCGGCGGCCAUCUUGCAGAUGGUCGUGCUGACCUCAUCCUGGUCAGGAAGGUCAACAGGAAGGAGUUCAGGAAAUUCCUACAGCAUCAUGGGAAUGAGGAAGACCAGUUUGAUUUUCCCUUUGUAUGGAAGCAUCAAGUGAAGGCAGUUCAGAUCAGGCCUCUGCUCAGCAGUGACGACCUGAGCUCACCCAGGCUUGAAAAACAGAUGAAACUUCUGACAUGGAACGUUGACAUGGAGCUAGUCAGGGCAGACUUCAUUGAAUUGAGGGUUCAUCGUCAGCUGUUGGCUGUGUUCGGAGAAGGUGUUCUGGAUGAUGACUUCCCAACGACAUCCUGCAGAUGCUUAUAACAUCCAACUGGUGAUGCGAUAUCUGUUCUGACAGCAUUUGCUCCGAUGAUAUUCCAUCUGCUGGCAUUUGCUCUGAUGACAUUUGCUUCGACGACACUUACUCUAAUGACGUUUGUUUCAACAACAUUUGCUCUGAUGACAUUUGCUGCAACAACGUUUGCUCUGAAGGCAUUUGCCCCAACAACGUUUGCUCUGAUGACAUUUGCUGCAACAACGUUUGCUCUGAAGGCAUUUGCCCCGACAACAUUUGCUCUGAUGACAUUUGCUGCAACAACAUUUGCUCUCAUGACAUUUGCUGCAACAACGUUUGCUCUGAAGGCAUUUGACCCAACAACUUUUGCUCUGAUGACAUUUGCUCUGAUGACAUUUACUCAGAUGACGUUUACUCUGAUGUUUACUCUGACGACAUUUACUCUGAUGACAUGGUAUUUAUUUGCUCCGAUGACCUUUUAUUACUCAGAUGGCAUUUGCUCUGAUGACAUUUGCUCCGAUGACCUUUAAUCAGAUGGCAUUUGCUCUGAUGACAUUUACUCUGAUGGCAUUUGCUCUGAUGACAUUUGCUCUGAUGGCAUUUACUCUGAUGACAUUUACACUGACGACACCUUCUGCUAGGGCAGAAAGUUCAUCUGUUCAGAAUCGCUUUAAAUUCUUGUUUGAUAAAGGAAAUUAGACCAAUACUAUUUUCCCUAUGCUAAGUAUUUAUUUAAUUAAGCAGUGCUUUAUCUCAGCAUUUAGUUUAAAUGAAAUAGUACAAUGCAGGCCAAAAUAUUUCUUCCUUUCAUAUAUUAGUAUUGAUACUCAUCUCAAUGUUUUUUUCAGGUCAUGCUAAUUUUCAGUUUUAACUUAAUAGAGCUAUAAAAAAAAGUGUUUUCUACCGUUAUUCCAUGAACUUGAAUUGAUUUACAGUAAUAAUUAAUGUAAUAUCUUGCCAGUUGUAUACAACAAUUGUGCAAAAUUCACCAAAAAAAGAUGAUUUUAUAUGAGAUAUUCAAUGAAAUAGUCAAAUGAAUUUGUAUUCCGCUAUAUAUUGUGUAAAUGAGUUUUAUAGUGAAUUAGUGAAACUGAUUUGUCAAAAUCUAUAUAUUUUUAAGCAAUGUACUAUUGAAAUGUAAGUGUGUGCUCUUUGUCAAUCUAUGCCAAAUCUAGUAAAUAUAAAGUGCUCAUUAGGUUUGUUUUUGUGCAGCUCUUGCAUGCUAAAAAUGGAAGUCGUAACUAAACUCCCUACCCCCCCCCCCCCUCCAAAGUAAGUAUUGUCACAUUCUCAAGGAAGUAUAUUGCUUGAUACAUGUAUUUUUAAUGACAGCAAUAAGACCCUUAUUAUUAAGGUCUUUUGAUAAUAUGAACUUUUAUAUUAAAGUAUGAGAUGUUUGAGAUCUCUA
This is a messenger RNA of Strongylocentrotus purpuratus (purple sea urchin), 4067 nucleotides long. RefSeq lists its product as uncharacterized. Gene Ontology annotation, molecular function: kinase activity. The coding region runs from base 304 to 2688 and encodes 794 amino acids. The record is from RefSeq and is a predicted model, not a curated record. NCBI's taxonomy places the organism in Eukaryota, Metazoa, Echinodermata, Echinoidea, Camarodonta, Strongylocentrotidae. The transcript has 15 exons.